AUGCAUAUUCAAAAUAAGUCAAAAAGUUCACGUGCAACAGAUAUUUCAGAUCGCUGCAAUUACUUCUUCACGGCACUCAUAUUCGCAUUUUUCUCGCUACUUAUCGGUACUAAACAACACUUCGGUGCACCAAUUAGUUGUCUUAUCGAUCAGCACUAUUCAGGUAAAGUUAUGUUAUCCAUGCACUUUAUUUUUGGGAUUGUAAAUUUAGUGUUGUCAACAAAAAGUUAUUUUGAUCGGAAGACAAAAGUGUAUAAACUGAAUGAAUUAAAAAACUCGUAUUCUGGUUUAGACUCCUGGAUUGGUUAUGUGCAUGACUAUUGUUUCAUUUCUGAACGUUAUUCGCUAACGAAACCUGAAUAUGAAGAUACUAAUGUUGCUGCUUUUGAUUCUACAGUCGGAAAAAAAUAUGAAAAUUAUUAUCAGUGGGUACCGUUUCUUCUUGCUGCUCAGGCGUUGGCAUUUCACGUACCACAUUGUCUCUGGCGAUGGUUACAGAAAUUAAGCAAUUUGGAUAUGGCUGUAGUAAUAGAAGAAGCAGUUCGAGUGCAUGACAUGGUAGCAGACGAACGCAGUAAAGUCGUGAAAGAUUUGGUUCGGUAUCUCGAGCAGUGUUCGAAUAAUCCGAUCAGGCAUUCGUUGUUUAUGAAUUUCACUCAUAUUACUCGUGCUGGAUGGUAUUCGUCCCUUGUUUAUACUCUUCAAAAAUUGUCAAACGUUGCAAACACAGCAUUACAACUGCUUAUUGUAAACAUAUUUGUCGGAGAUGGCACACUUCUUUGGGGAUAUCAGCUAAUCAAAGAUCUAAUAUGGGGUCGAGAUUGGACACAUACUGGCCAUUUUCCGCGUGUAGUAUAUUGCGACUACAAGAAGUACGAAUUAGCAAAUGUUCAACAAAAGACAGUUCAGUGUGCACUCUCAAUAAAUGUACUCAACGAAAAGGUGUUCGCAUUGAUUUCCGCUUGGCUCAUGGUUUUAUUUGUAAUCAACGUCAUCAGCGCAUUUCAUGUAAUCAGUGCAUUAUCAGUACCAGUAUUCCGAAAGCGUUCAGUAUUAAAUUAUCUUAAGGCGUUUGCUUUUCCAGAAGAUUUAUUUGGUGAUUUCUUCUUCGAUAAUGGUGGUAAAUUGCAUGGGAAGGUAAAGUCAGAAGUUUGUUUGUCCACAGAAGCAAGUUCUUCAUUUCAUUCUAAAGUAAGGCGUCGUUUAUGUGCAAGUGCUGAUUGUAACGACAGUGAAGAUAUUGAAAAUGAUAAAAUAGAGGGACACAAAACGACUGUGCAGAAUGAACAAUUGGUUAUGAUUGCAGACACUAGACUACAGCACAUUUCAGAAAAAAACGAUGACCUUGUAUAUAACUUCAUCAGCGAAGUUGUUCAUCCAGACGGUAUUCUGCUUCUGCGCUUUUUACGUGCCCAUGUGGGUGGAAUGGUUACAUCUGAUAUUGUUUUCGUGCUAUGGACUGAUUAUCUGAAAGCAAAACAUUCAAAAAAACUUUUGUACUCAUCCAAAAUUGUUGGUGGCCUGACAUCUGGUGAGCUUGAUACAAUGUUUUGA
Messenger RNA from Thelazia callipaeda (thelaziosis nematode), 1554 nucleotides. Lineage: Eukaryota; Metazoa; Nematoda; Chromadorea; Rhabditida; Thelaziidae. The record is from the annotation of a GenBank genome assembly.